UGACCCAAAGAGUGUGUGACGUCGGUGUGGAAAAAUGGCAGCCUCCGUCGGGGCAACGCUUCAGCUGUGAAUCCGGUGUACUUUUUAAACUUGUGCGGCAUUAUUUCGGCAGGAGAACAGCGUUCAUUUAAUCGUGCACAGCUUCGUGGAGUGUAAGAGCUGUGGCGGCGAAGAUGAAGACCUUCUGUGGGAGAGCCAACCCGACCACCGGGGCCUUGGACUGGGUGGAGGAGAGCGAGGAGUACGACUACCACCAGGAGAUAGCGAGGUCCUGUUACGCUGACAUGCUACAUGAUCACGACAGGAAUGAGAAGUACUACCUGGGGAUCCGGGCGGCUGUGGCCAGGGUAAAGGCUCGUGGUGAGAAGGUAAUUAUCCUGGACAUCGGGACAGGGACUGGCCUACUGUCCAUGAUGGCCCUCACUGCUGGUGCUGACUUCUGCUAUGCUGUGGAGGUUUUUAAGCCCAUGGCUGAAGCAGCCCAGUGCAUCGUAGAGAAGAACGGCUUCUCUGACAGGAUCAAGAUUAUUAACAAACACUCCACUGAUGUCACUGUGGGGCCAGAUGGAGAUAUGCAGAUGAAGGCCAACAUCCUGAUAACAGAGCUGUUUGAUACAGAGCUGAUCGGUGAAGGAGCCCUGCCCAGCUAUGAACAUGCCCAUCAAAAUCUGGUCCAGGAGGGCUGUGAGGCGGUUCCUCAUCGGGCCACUGUCUACGCUCAGCUGGUGGAGUCAGAGCUUCUGUGGAGCUGGGCUCAGCUGCAGCCGGUGGAGGUGGGAGGGGCCCGUCUGGUCCCGCCGCCUGCUGUGGGCCACUGUGCUGGAGCUCAUUCAGUGUGUGACAUCCAGUUGAGCCAGGUUUCCCCAAAAAGCUUCACCCCGCUGGGUCCUCUCUGCGCCAUGUUCAGCGUGGAUUUCAGUAGGCCGGUGAGCAGUGCCUUCCAGUCCCAUUCCUCCCAGUUUGUGGCUCAGUCUAGUGGUCAGGCCCAGGUGGUCCUGUCCUGGUGGGACCUUGACAUGGAUCCGAGUGGAAGCAUUGUGUGCACCAUGGCUCCGAGCUGGAAAUACCCACAGCCAAAGAUGGCUCCAUGGCGUGACCACUGGAUGCAGAGUGUGUACUUCCUGCCUGUGGAGAGGGGGGUGACGGAAGGAGAGGAGCUCAAUCUGACUGUCUGCCAUGAUGACUACAGUCUGUGGUACAGCCUGCAGUCCCGAAGCCAGCAGACUACAGACUCACAGACAGAGGCUCUUCACUCUCGGCCGUGUUGCACCUGCCAGGCUCACCUGUUGUGGACUCGGCCUCGUUUCGGUGAACUCAACGACAGACUGCGUACAGAGAGCUAUCUCAGUGCACUGCGCAGUGUUCUGAGAGAGGACAGCGUGUGUCUCAGCGUCAGUGAUGGAAGUCUGCUUCCUGUGUUUGCUCACAGGCUUGGAGCCAAGAAGGUCUUCAGUUUGGAGAACUCCAGAAUGUCCAAACAGGUUAUCGAGCAGGUGUUGGAGGCCAACUUGAUAAGAGGAGGUGUUGAGCUGCUGGAGAUGAGGCCUGACCAGCUGACCAGGAAUGACAUAGGAGGAGAACAGAUCUCAGUUCUGAUGGGCGAACCGUACUUCAGCACCAGCCUCCUACCCUGGCACUCCCUGUUCUUCUGGUACUGUCGGACCGCCCUGGCAGGGCUCCUGCAGCCCAAUGCCACCAUCCUGCCCUGCUCUGCCACACUUCACAUGGUUGCUGUGGAGUUUGAGGAUUUGUGGAGGAUAAGAGCACCAUGUGGAACCUGUGAGGGUUUUGACGUCACACCCAUGGAUGAAAUGGUCCAGCAAUCUCUGGAUUUCCAUGAGUCCCGCGAGGCAGAGCCCCACCCCCUGUGGGAGUACCCGUGCCGCGCUCUGACUCAGUCCACAGCCACCAUGACCUUCGACUUCACGCAGUGUGUCCCUCAGCAGCCAAUCAGCAGAAAGGGCUCAGUGCCUCUCAUAAGGGUUGGUCGUUGCCAUGGUGUCGCGUUGUGGAUGGAAUACCACCUAACUCAUGACAUCACUAGUAGUGCAGGUCUGAUUGGACCAAUCAGUGAACAGGGUGACUGUGAGUGGGUUCGACACAGGAAGCAGGGGGUGUAUUUCUUCAGGUCCCCUUGGGAGAGCUCAGGGGAUGGCAGAGCUGCGGUGUCUUACAGCUUCACUUUUGAACCCAGUUUAGGAGACAUUAAGAUGGACUUCAGCAUCGAGUCUGGGUGACAUGGGACAAUGUUGGACUGAAGAAAAUUAUGUUUUUUACCUUGUUUGCAUUUUUGGUGGAUGUAACAUCUGUGUUUCAGCCAGUAUUGUUCCCUAAUCCAAUAUCGGAAAAAUGAAAAUGUAACCGUUUAACCCCUAAACCAGAAUUCACUGUUUUUAGACUGUGGAAGAUGACAGCCUUCCACCAAAGCCCUGAACAUAAUUGAUCAUAUUAAUGAGUAUAAAAAUGAUUUACGCAAGUAAAUAAUUCAUGUGAAGUGCUUUUCUUUAAGCAACUAGUAGAGUUUUUACCAACGCUAUAAUAAUUAAACACUUGUGUGAAAUUAAACAUUUUUGUUUAAUUAUUGGGUGUUUGUUCCAUAUCAGGGUCCUUACAGCAAAAGAAAUUGGGUGAACUUUGAAAGCUUUGUGAAUUACUGUCAAUUACCAAAAUGUGUUGUUAUAGAAUAAAUUUUUUAGUAGUUG
Messenger RNA from Scophthalmus maximus (turbot), 2702 nucleotides. It is a transcript of the gene prmt7, whose product is annotated as protein arginine methyltransferase 7. The record is from RefSeq and is a predicted model, not a curated record. Gene Ontology annotation, biological process: peptidyl-arginine methylation. Gene Ontology annotation, molecular function: protein-arginine N-methyltransferase activity. The transcript is spliced from 17 exons. NCBI's taxonomy places the organism in Eukaryota, Metazoa, Chordata, Actinopteri, Pleuronectiformes, Scophthalmidae. The coding region runs from base 174 to 2237 and encodes 687 amino acids.